Messenger RNA from Echinostoma caproni, 291 nucleotides. The record is from the annotation of a GenBank genome assembly. NCBI's taxonomy places the organism in Eukaryota, Metazoa, Platyhelminthes, Trematoda, Plagiorchiida, Echinostomatidae.
AUGAAAUACACUAAGUACGAGUAUGAAAAGAAACUAGCUAGAGACAUCAAAACAAACCCGAAGAGGGUUUUGGCCUAUGUACAGUCCAAAGGACUCACAUGUGAAAGUGUGGGAACCUUGGGGAUGGCGAACGGCAACAUAGCCAGUACAGAUAGCGACCGGGCUGAGACGCUGAUGGACUAUUUCAAAAGUGUCUAUCGUUCAUCCCAGGGUAAUGGAGUCCGAAACCCUAUGGUGGAUAACACUGGAAACGAACUGCAGAUGUUAAUCUUGAAUGAUGAGGAUGUAUGA